GGCCAUGAGCCCAGGUCUUGUCCAUGAGGCCCAGAGCUUCGGGCAUCCUUGUACAUGCUUUUUACUGGCUCCGAGUCAUCACCCUUCGGGGAAUAAAGGUCUCUUAAAAGUCAAGGCAGUGGGAGGGGAGAUCAGCCCCGGGCAGGACCAGGACCGGGCCCGGGCCCUGCCAGAUCGGGACCCUCGGGAGACCCCCUCCAGGACCGGGCCCAUGAGGGGCGUCGUCGUCACCGCCUUCGUGCUGGUGCUGCUGGUGCGGGGGGAGCCGGCGGCAGCACCGGCCUGCCCCGGGGGUCACGCCUGGAGCCGCGACCUGGACAAGUGCAUGGACUGCGGCCUCUGCACCGCCCGCCCCAAGACCGACUUCUGCCCCCGCUGUGGUGAGGCCCCGCCCCCUGGGCCAGGUGUGUGGCUGGUGGUGGGCGGUGCCAUGGGGGGAGUAGCCUUGCUGGCCCUAGUGGGGGGCGUGGUGUUGUGGGCACAGUGCUGCCCCUGCCAGAAGUUCACCACCCCCAUCGAGGAGACAGGAGGCCACUCGGAGGCUCUGAUUCGCUGAGGCCCCGCCCUGGGACAACGCCUUGCUAGGCUCCGCCCCCGAGCCACAAAGGGACGGGCCCAUGGAUUUUGCACAUGCCACACCCCCUUCGGAGCCCUGCCCCCAGCUUGGAGGGGGGGCUUCACACACACUACUAGGGGCGCUGGCGCUUUAAGAGCA
This is a messenger RNA of Alligator mississippiensis (American alligator), 715 nucleotides long. Its product is annotated as tumor necrosis factor receptor superfamily member 12A-like. Bases 5 to 556 code for a protein of 183 amino acids. The record is from RefSeq and is a predicted model, not a curated record. Gene Ontology annotation, molecular function: protein binding. The transcript has a single exon. Gene Ontology annotation, biological process: positive regulation of apoptotic process. NCBI's taxonomy places the organism in Eukaryota, Metazoa, Chordata, Crocodylia, Alligatoridae. Gene Ontology annotation, cellular component: plasma membrane.